Molecule: messenger RNA, 1549 nt
Organism: Suncus etruscus (white-toothed pygmy shrew)
Lineage: Eukaryota; Metazoa; Chordata; Mammalia; Eulipotyphla; Soricidae
Gene: OAF
Product: out at first homolog
Exons: 4
Coding region: 466-1320 (284 amino acids)
Source: RefSeq, a predicted model, not a curated record
GCCGCUGGGCCGGGCCUGCAAACCCCCCUGCCAGACGGGACCCCAAAACCCGCACCCCGGGGCGCAGCGCGGGGGAGCCGCCGGCCCUUUAAGGCCCGAGAGGUGCGCGGUCUCUUUAAGGCAGGUCUCGGUUUCUGUUUUCGGAAGGAAGUGACGGGGGGUGGGAUUGAAUGAAAAGCGCAAAAGCGGGUCGGGGAGCGCAGGAAUUGGGGGCCGCGGCGCGGGGUGCGCCGUGCCCACGGGGGUGCGCGCGGCUGGGCGCUGCUGCCCAAACGCGCGCUCGCCCCGGCCCGGCGCUCGGGGGGCUGAUCCGGCCCGGGCCCGGGCGUGGGGAGUAGCGGGGAGCCCCCUCCGUGCGCCCCGAGCGCGCCCGCCCGCCACUUGGAGAGAACUUUUGGUUGUUGCGCGCGUCCCGGCCCCGCGCGCAAUUACGCACGGGCGCUCCGCAGUCUGGGCCGCCCGGGGAUGCCCCGAUCCGGCCUCUGCGGGGUCCCCACGGCGCCCCCCGCGCUGCUGCUACUGCUGCUGCUGCUGCUCUGCUCUUGGCCGCUGCGAGGGUCGCCCCGCGCCCUGGCUGCGGGGUCCGGGGCGCCCGCCGAGCUGCGGGUCCGCGUGAGGCUGCCCGACGGCCAGGUGACCGAGGAGACCCUGCAGGCGGACAGCGACGCGGACAGCAUCAGCCUGGAGCUGCGCAAACCCGACGGCGCCCUCAUCUCCUUCACCGCCGACUUCAAGAAGGAGGUGAAGAUCUUCAGGGCCCUGAUCCUAGGGGAGCUGGAAAAGGGGCAGAGCCAGUUCCAAGCGCUGUGCUUCGUCACCAGGCUGCACCGAAAUGACAUCAUCCCCAGCGAGGCCAUGGCCAAGCUCCGCCAGAAAAAUCCACGGGCUGUAAGGCAGGCUGAGGAGGUGCGGGCCCCCGAGCAUCUGCAUAUGGACAUGGCUGUCAACUUCAGCCGGGGGGCAUUGCUGAGCCCCCAUCUCCGCAAUGUGUGUGCUGAGGCCGCCGAUGCCAUCUACACCCGCCAAGAGGAUGUGCGGUUCUGGCUGCAGCAAGGUGUAGAUGGCUCCGUGUUCCAGGCCCUGCCCGAGGUGCCGCAGCCCCUGCUGGCACCCCGCUGCGGGCAGGUGGGGGACCGUGGGAAGGCCUGUGUUUGUCGCUUCGGCCUGAGCCUGCCCUGGUACCCCUGUGUGCUCAAGUACUGCCACAGCCGGGACCGCGCGUCGCCCUACAAGUGCGGAAUCCGCAGCUGCGGGAAGAGCUACAGCUUCAGCUUUCCCGCCUUGCAGCGACAGCUCUGCCUCUGGGACGAGGACCCCUAAGCUCUGGCCUGCUGCCUUCCUCAGCAAUUCUGGGCUCACAGAGACUGGGACACAGCAUGAAGCCCCGCAGGCCCCUCCAGCACCCUUGUGCCUUUCACCUGGGGCAGAGUGGGGAGCCCCUCAACUCCCCUUCUCUGCAGCAUCUCCCCGAAGUCUAAUCCUGUAUAUAAACAACCGGAUGUGACCCGGGAUUUUUCUCGACUCUGAAGUCGGGAAGCUUGAAAAGGCA